AUGUCGACUAAUCAAACGUUCGCAGACAACGAACCAACCAUGAAGUCUAAGCAAGACUUCAACUUCAAUUCUCAGGCCAGGACCAGCGCCUCUGGCAGCGAGUAUCAGGAUAGCCCUCCUCCUCUUCCUCGGGCCGGUUCGAAGCGCCCUGCUGAGGACAUGGAGCCAGAUGUUCAGCAUCAUGCCAAUGGCAGAAAGAAGCGCGACCCCCGCCCCAAGUUGCUCAAGUGGGAUGAACCAUGCUGGGCGCAAAUCGUCAUCGCCCUCGUUUCAGAAUGUGGCAAAGAUGAUGUUGAGAUUCCCUGGGACAGGGUCGCCAAAGUACUCGGCUGCACUGCCAGCGCUCUCCAGCAAGCCAUCCUCAAGAACCGCAAGAAGCUCGCCGAAAAAGGCUUCAUUGUGGACAGCCUCAAGAUGACCUGGAAAAAAGGCAAGCAGACUCUUUCAUUCGACGACACAACUCGCGAACCCGGCGUCGAUGAGGCCACUCAGACAAACUUCGUCACCCUUCAGUCUAGCUAUGGAAAUGGUUCCAAACGUCGCAAGCUCACUCCUGCCGCCCCUGAAGCUCACCAUGGUCAGCCUUCCCGCCAAUCUGAGGCACAGUCUCCAAAUGCCGAUGGGGUUGGCCUUUCACACUCAGUCCACCCUGACAACGGACACGUCUUCAUGAUAGGCGAGUCCCACUACUUUCAACCAAAGAUGAUCUUCGGACAUCCAAAUACGAUAGGUUUCAUUCAACCUAUCAGCAUCAACUCUUACCAUGAGUUCAACAACAACGCUAAAAGCGUCUCUUCGCACUCUGAUGCCACUACCCCGAGCGGCUCUCAGAGCUCGUUCACAUCUCCCCCCUCUUUCGGCUCUUCUCAUGGCAUCGAUGACGGAUUCACCGUCUCAGGAUCUGAGCUAAACGCCUCCGAUGAUGAUGGCAACGGAUACACCAGCCCAGGAUCUCAGAUGGGCACUUCCGAUGUUAGCGAUAACAGCCACUUCACCCUAGGAUCCCAGAUGGGCACUUCCGAGGCCAGCGAUAACGGUCUGUCCACCCCAGGUCUGCCCACCCCAGGAUUUCAGAUGGGCGCCUCCGAUGUCAGCGAUAACGGUCUUUUCAACCUGGGAUUUCAGAUGGGCUCCUCCGAUGUCAGCGAUAACGGUCGUUUCAACCUAGGAUACCAGAUGGGUGCCUCCGAUGUCAGCGAGAACGGUCUUUUCAACCUGGGAUUUCAGAUGGGCCCCUCUGAUGUCAGCGAGAACGGUUUUUUCAACCUAGGAUUCCAGAUGGGUACCUCCGAUGUCAGCGAGAACGGUCUUUCCACCCUAGGAAACCAGAUGGCCACCGGCCAGAACGCACAACAGGACAACAGCACCAUGACUCAUCAGCCCCAGGUGCGUGACUACGGUCACACUCAAGUGAAGCGUAACCACGACGCUGCCUUCCCAGAAUCGGCAGCGGGUCUCUACCCAGGCCGACAGUCGCAGGACUUCGGCCAAGAAUCCAUGCAGCCUGCUUCUCCAAACAAGCGGCAAGUUCAAGAGAUUCCCGGGUACUUUCCCACCCCGGCUCCGACCCAAGACCCGGCGCCAGUGUUGGCUGGCCUAGAUGUCAACGGCGAGGAUCUCGAUCUUUCGUCGUUCGAAAAGGACCUGGACAUCCUGUUCGGGUCAGCCAACACUGGCGUUGGAGCCACCUCUCCUCCUCCUCCUCCUCCUCCUCCUCCCCCCGAGCCCGAGUCCGAGUCCGAGUUCGAUUUUGGGGAAUUCCUCGUAUUCCCUUACGAUGAGUCCUAA
Molecule: messenger RNA, 1788 nt
Organism: Aaosphaeria arxii CBS 175.79
Lineage: Eukaryota; Fungi; Ascomycota; Dothideomycetes; Pleosporales
Exons: 1
Coding region: 1-1788 (595 amino acids)
Source: RefSeq, a predicted model, not a curated record